ACACCGGAAAUGAAACUGGCACCCGCCCCGACGCUCCGAGAAAGUGGUUGAACGGCGUUUGCUUCAAACAAACGGUGAAAGUCUCAUUCGAGCCGAGCUGGCGGCCGCCCGGCGGCCGGCGCCUUUACCCGAGUUGUGUGAGGGGAGCGGCGCCCGGAAGUCGAGGUGAACAUGGAACAAACAUGAUUGCCAGCAACUUGAGAUUCUGCUGCAAUGGAGAGAAAAGAUCACUAUGGUAGGCGAGGUGAUUUGCAGUGGUCAGAAAGAGACAAAACCCGCUGGUAUGAGGAGGAGGAGCAGCAAGUUGCAUCCCAAUUGCCCCAUCACAGCCGUUGUCAGUUUGCCCAGAUAAAUCGGCCAGUUGUCGAUUCUCCUCAUGAUGAUGAAACGAAUACUUUUCCAAAUUAUCCCUGUCGCACACGACAUGACAACGCUGACUCGAGUCAGUAUAUUUCGGAACGUGUCUGCACCUCGCGUGGUAAUCGGACCUGGCCAAGAACAAGUCAACAACCUGCGAGAAAAACUGAUCCAGGGAACAGUUCGCCCUUGUCGGAUUGGCCUCUUGGUGACAUGAAGUGCUUUGAUCACAAAGAACCAUAUUUAGAUCAACUUUUAGAUGAAGAGCUGAAGACGUUGGAUAUGGAAGGGCUGAGCUACCCCUGUGGACAGCUGGAUUUUACAGGGAAACUGCCAUCUCUCUAUUGUUCUGGCAUGUCAUGUGAUGGGUGUAACCUUCAAAACCGAGAGAAAGAGUUGGCCAGUAGUGAUAAGCCAUACGCUCUUUCUGAUGCAAUAACCAAUCGUGAAGGUAUGACUGAGAAGGAUUCACAAGAGAAUGGGUGCCUGUCGUCCAUUCCUCAGCUGGAAAGCUCUGUGAGUACUCGCAUGUUUUUGGAAAGGUGCUUUGAACCUGGCAGCUAUGGAGACCACAGCUUCCCUUUCAGGACGGAUGACAAUCUGUCAUUUCUUGACAACUUAGAUUGCAUACGUUCUGCCAAUGCUUCACAAGAAGAUGGAGUGGACAAAUGUGAUGAAUUCAUUGAACAUGAAGGAAAGGCCGAAAGCCAUGUGAAGGUGACAGAAGAUGUCAGACAUCCUGUGAAAAUGACCCACAGAAAAAGCAGCAAGCGACAAAGAAACAAAUCGGUGACAAAAGAUAACUCUUCAAACAUCUACGAUAAGGAAGAUGUGAGGGAGCACACGAAGAAAAAUAGCAAGUCUUCAGCAAAUAAACAACGGCACUCAAAGGCUGAGAGGAAGCGACAGCACGCUGAAAACAGGGAUAGGUUAAAGAUUGGAGUGCAGAAACAAACCGAGGAAUUGCUUUGGAGAUGUGUAACCUAUGUCAAAGUUAUAAUGGAUGUCAUUCUUUUUGUGACCCACAAGUGUGGAGAGUACGUGGAGACAGGGGGCAAACUUGUGUAUUCAUGUUGCCAGAUACAAAAAGAGGAUUUUAUUUCCUUCAAGGGCAGUGCAAGGACCUCAAGCGUGUGGCUUUUUAAGCAGGCAAAGUUGGGGUCAGAGAAGCUUAGGCGGUUUUGCCUUUCCUUGAUGAAGAUGACUCUAAAGUUUUUAAAAAUGCUGCUUGCUCUGCUUUUUCUAGUACUAAUGUUAUUUAUAGGAUGCUUACGACUUGGCUACAAAUAUGCAAAGUCUGGUGUUUUCAUGAUUUUUCAGAGGUUACCCAUCUGGGGCCAGGAAAACUUUCCCCAUUUGGUAGCUGUUUAUUUUCUGCACUGCUUGUGCUCGUCUAUAGAAGAAUCUAGAACUUGGAAUUAUUUGAAAAGACUGUGGGAAAAAUUGAAAAUGAGAUUCUGGCUAACUGCUAAAUGGCGGACUGCAGGCCAGUCUCCCUCUUCACCUCCAUCGCCCCAGUCACCUGGUGGUAAUAGGUACCAGCCAGAUCAGGAGGUUGACCGGCUGUUGGCAAUGGCUGAUGUACCAGAGGAGGAGCUCGAUCCUUUUAAAGUUCUGGGCGUGGAGGUAAUGGCCACUGAUGCUGAGCUGAAAAAGGCUUAUCGGCAGUUGGCCGUGCUGGUUCACCCUGAUAAAAACCGACACCCACGAUCGGAGGAAGCUUUUAAGGUGGUGCGAGCAGCGUGGGAUAUUGUGAGCAAUCCUGAAAGGAGGAAGGAAUAUGAAAUCAAACGGGCUGCAGAGAGUGAGUUACAUCGAUCCAUGAAUGAGUUUCUCACCAAACUCCAGGAUGACCUGAAGGAGGCCAUGAACACUAUGAUGUGCAGUAAAUGUGAAGGAAAACACAAGAGGUUUGAAAUGGAUCGUGACCCUCAGGCAGCUCGAUACUGUGCUGAGUGUAACAAGAGACACCCUGUAGAGGAUGGAGAUUUCUGGGCAGAAUCAAGCAUGCUAGGAUUGAAAAUCACUUACUUCGCCAUGAUGGAUGGCAAAGUCUAUGAUAUCACAGAAUGGGCUGGGUGUCAGAGGGUAGGAAUAUCUCCUGAUAUACAUCUUGUACCUUGCCAUAUAUCUUUUGCUACAAGAACUUCGGGAAGCAGUGGUCGGCAUAGAGCCGGCUUGGAGAAUGGCCCAGCUUCUCCUGCCGACCUCCAAGAAUUUUUCAGCAAGAUUUUCCAGGGAGCUGCGCCGCAGGCUAACGGGAGCUUCUUCAACCCAUCACAAAUGGGGCACAACAGUCAGGCGAAAGGAGAGCCCACACAGAGAACGGACGCAAAACAAAAGAGAAGGAAGAAGGUGCGACGGACAUUCCCGCGCUGAGCCUUAAAAGUGCUAAAACAAACCUCAGCGAUCACCUCAGUAGGCUAGAUAGUAGCCUGACUGAGAAGGUCAAACCCUGAUUCUAGAUUAGAACAAGGACAAAUAAAAGUCCUCUUUUAUUGAAUUGAAUGAAUAGACUUUAACUGUACCUUGUUUUUAACAUUUUAAUUUGGAUGUACAGUAGCAACUAAGGUGAUCUUAAGAGGGCUUUACUUUAUAAUCUGUUAGGUAAAGACAAAUUAAUUUCUGGUUUCAACAGGUAGAAUGAAAAAUUAGCCAGUAGGUGACUUUUUUAAAUGCUUUAUUAUUUUUCCAUGCUCGGCUACCUCCUCCUGAAAUGUUCCUUUUCUCGGCUCUUCCUUUCCCCAAGGUCAUACAUCUUCCUGACCGUUUUUAAUGGGGAAAAGUUUGCAAUGCAAAAGGAACAGACUAAACAUUGUGCUUGGCUGAUGGCCUGAUUUCCACCGUAUGAUAGGUAUUUUCUUUUUAAAAGAAAGCACUUUUUUAAAAAAAAAGAAACCAGAAAAUAAUUUGAGUUAAGGGUGUAAAAUUGGCACACUUAUUGUGAUUUAGGAAAUGGAAUACAAUUUCUUUUUGUAACUUUAAAAAAAUUAAAUAUUUAUUGGAAAAUUUACUGUGCUGCAGAAAUCCUACACAAAUCUUAUAAACAAAAUAUGAACCUUUUGAUAACUACCAUAAAUAGAAAAACUGA
Pristis pectinata (smalltooth sawfish) is the source of this 3448-nucleotide messenger RNA. It is a transcript of the gene dnajc14, whose product is annotated as DnaJ (Hsp40) homolog, subfamily C, member 14. Bases 214 to 2736 code for a protein of 840 amino acids. The transcript is spliced from 7 exons. Gene Ontology annotation, molecular function: dopamine receptor binding. The record is from RefSeq and is a predicted model, not a curated record. NCBI's taxonomy places the organism in Eukaryota, Metazoa, Chordata, Chondrichthyes, Rhinopristiformes, Pristidae.